UAUAAUUAAAGUUUUUUUUACAUGUUAAAUUACAAAAAUGUGCUGCCUUAAUUUAAUAUUAAAUUUUUUAAUAAAAAUAUAAUAAUAAUAAAUGAUAUUUAUAUUAACGAGCAUAAUUUCAGAGUGUAAAAUUUUUCUAUGUUAUUCCUAUACUAAAGAUAUUCAAUAUAACUAUUGUACAUAACCACAGGUUGUUAUAUAAUAAUAUGUAUCGUAUAAUAUAAACUAAGUGUUCUUUAUGCAACAUCAAUUUAAUUGAAUAGAAUAAGUUAAUUUAAAUGACUUCUGAUCACACUUCUAAAUAUUUUGCUGAGGGAACCAGCAAAAGACUUGGCUUAGAAUUCUUUAAUGUUCCAUGUGAAGAUCUUGCAAAAAAUUUGUUGGGAAAAGUUCUUGUAAGACAAUUAGAAGAUGGUUCUAUUGUCAAAGGUAGAAUUGUAGAAACUGAAAGUUAUUUGGGAGGAGAUGAUGCAGCAUCACAAUCUUAUGGUGGUAAAAUUACUCCAAGAAAUGAACCUAUGUUUAUGAAACCUGGAACUAUUUAUGUUUACUUCACAUAUGGAAUGUAUCAUUGUUUUAAUAUUUCUAGUCAAGGAGAAGGUGCAGCAGUACUGUUAAGAGCUUUAGAACCCACAGAAAACAUAGAAAAAAUGUUAAAUUUUCGGAAAACAUACAUUAAAAGUCCAAAAACAUUCUUAAAAACUCGUGACUUAUGUAAUGGUCCAGCUAAGUUAUGUAUUAGCUUGUCAAUUGAUAUAAAAACAUGUAACAAACAUAAUCUAUCAUCAUGGAAUGGAAUGUGGAUUGAAAGUGAUUCACAAAGUGAAUUAGCCAAAACUAUAGUAUGUACUUCAAGAAUAGGUAUUCAUUGUAAAAAAGAAUGGCAAGAAAAAUUUUUAAGGUUUUAUAUUUAUGACAAUCCAUUUGUAAGUAAAGUAGAAAAAACUAAAAUGAAAUGUAUAACGUUCCCAUAGGAGUUUUUAAAAAUUGUGAAUCUAAGACAGUUCAAUUAUUUUUGUUAUUUUAUUUAUAUAUAAGAUUUUUAUGUAAGUACAUUAAUAAAUAUAUUAAUUAUAUUAUAGUGAGAUCUAAAGUUUAGUUUCCUAAUAAAG
Molecule: messenger RNA, 1112 nt
Organism: Daktulosphaira vitifoliae (grape phylloxera)
Lineage: Eukaryota; Metazoa; Arthropoda; Insecta; Hemiptera; Phylloxeridae
Product: DNA-3-methyladenine glycosylase-like
Exons: 3
Coding region: 279-974 (231 amino acids)
Biological process (GO): base-excision repair
Molecular function (GO): DNA binding; alkylbase DNA N-glycosylase activity
Source: RefSeq, a predicted model, not a curated record